Triplophysa dalaica is the source of this 693-nucleotide messenger RNA. It is a transcript of the gene mkrn2os.2, whose product is annotated as MKRN2 opposite strand, tandem duplicate 2. The transcript is spliced from 4 exons. The record is from RefSeq and is a predicted model, not a curated record. Bases 6 to 683 code for a protein of 225 amino acids. Lineage: Eukaryota; Metazoa; Chordata; Actinopteri; Cypriniformes; Nemacheilidae.
UCCCAAUGGAUAAGAGCAUUAUUAGAUUCAACCACUGUGACAAGGACAUCUUUUGUUGCUUUGUUCCCGAUGAAUGUCCUGAAUGUGGAGUUCGUUUCAGUGGGAAGAGGCUUGAAGAAGCACCGGUCAGCAUCCCAAACCCUUUCUCCAAUGGACAUAAAGUCCCAUGUGCCUUUCUGGUUGCACCAACAGAAGACAGCGUGUUAAGAGACUUUGAUGGCCACCCUGAUCUACACACAGGAGUUACGAACACAAAUGGUGUGGUCUACAAUUACACCAGGACGGGUAUCCAUAGAGAUCAUCAGGGAUGGGAACGCUGUAUUUGCAUCCCGCUGGUUCAACCGGACAUGUUUAAUCUGAUCAGUCAGUGGGAUGAGUAUCUGGAGAAGUUCUCCUCCGCUCAGAUGUGGGAUCAUCUAUUGCAAAGCUUUCACGAGGAAACACACAAUUGCUACAGCUACACAUUGAUGUUCAUAAACUGCUUGCUGGCCACCCAGUCGAAGCCAGCCCUGAGUAAAGAUGAAUUCACACACACGUUUGUGCUGCCACGCAUAAGAAGAGCUACAAAAUACAUGAUGUUGUAUCGAGAGAUUUCCCAGAAUCACUUCUACAUCCUGAACAGUCCUCGGAGAAACUCACAAGAGGCUGCGAGUGAGGAAGAUGACAGAAUAUAUUCCACUUAAUGGAGAAUUU